Molecule: messenger RNA, 3204 nt
Organism: Salarias fasciatus (jewelled blenny)
Lineage: Eukaryota; Metazoa; Chordata; Actinopteri; Blenniiformes; Blenniidae
Product: zinc finger protein 513-like
Exons: 5
Coding region: 261-2180 (639 amino acids)
Biological process (GO): positive regulation of transcription by RNA polymerase II
Cellular component (GO): nucleus
Molecular function (GO): RNA polymerase II cis-regulatory region sequence-specific DNA binding; DNA-binding transcription activator activity, RNA polymerase II-specific
Source: RefSeq, a predicted model, not a curated record
GCUGGAUCACAGGCGAAUCUGAAAAUCAAUUAAGUUAUGAAAAAUACCAUUAAUUGCCUUUCUUUGUCGCCGCUGCUCAUGAAGAAAUGGCGGAUCUCCAGACGUCGGACGUUUGAGGGGAGACGCUUCGCACCGGAUGGCGUUCGCACCGACGGCAGAGGCCAUAAAAGACGGCAGGAAUAUUUCCGUUUUGUAGAUGAGAAUGAGCUGAUGGUCGUCUGCGAGAAGACAUUUCAGAAGAGAGAGCGGCGGACUGGAAGAUGCCAAGGAAAAAACAGCAGAAUCCACAGCCAGUAAAGUUGGAUUCUGAAGAUGGUAUAACCAGUGACACUCCAGGAAACCUUCCCUUAGACACAGACUUCCUGCUAGGACACGACCUUGAGUUUGGUGAUUCUGAUCAUGACCACAAGAUUCUAGGACUGGAAAAGUUCUCAGAAGUAGCUGCUGAGAUCGGUUUCUCUGUGUAUCCUCUGGGUGAUGAGGACAGUUCUGCCUACAGCCAGCUCAGCAUGGAAAGUGAAACAGACAACUCGCGCGGCGCCACGGACAACGGGAGGGACGACGAGGCGCGGUCGGCCCAGUCCGAGCCCACGUUCCCCCCCUACCUGUCCUGCAGGGGCUGCGGGCAGCUGAGAGACGAGCCGCUGGGCCCCGGCGUCGACCUGGUGGGCCCGUACUGCCUGAGGUGCUGCAAGGCCUCCCGGGAGGCCAAGAGCGCGGACUUCUGCCCGCCGUUCGGGAGCAUCGGCGGGAUUCGCCCCGGCCCGCAGCUGGAGUGCGACGGGGCGGGGGGCGCGAUGAGCGACAAGGCCCGGGCCCUCGACGACAAGCUGGCCAAACUGCACUCCUGCCACCUGUGCGGCUUCUCGUCCCGCUACGCCAACCACGUCAAGCGCCACAUGAAGACGCACAACGGCGAGAAGCCCUUCAACUGCCCGCUGUGCACGUACGCCUCGGCCCAGCUGGUCAACCUGCAGAGACACUUGCGCAUCCACACGGGGGAGAAGCCCUACAAGUGCGACAGCUGCACGUUUGCCUGCAGUUCUCUGGGCAACCUCAAGAGGCACCAGCGCAUGCACGUCCCGGGGCCCGUGCACGACCCGAUGCCGCGGCCCGCCGGUGGCCAGACCGGCGUGAAGAGGCACGCGAGACCUCACGAGGAAGGGUCCGGAGCGCCAGCCAAAGAGGUCGCGAGGGCGACGUCCAACCUCAGCCUGGGAGCCCAGAACAGCGACUACCUUUCAGCUUUUGACGGCAUAAAGGGGGCGUCGCCGCCCCCCAUCCCCGCCUCCAAUCCAGCCCCCGGUCACCACCCUCCGCCGCCACCUCCGCCUCCGCCGCCGCCGCCCAUACUAGAGACUGCGGGUGGCGGCGGCGGCGGCAGAGCGCCCAGAGGGGGCGGAGCUGACGGCGGUAGCGCCGCCGCCGCUCUCCCGCCCUCGCUCUUUCCGUUCACCUGCCGGCUGUGCGGCGUCGUCCUGGAGGACGAGGACGGCUCCUCGGCCCAGAUCUGUGCCAAGUGUACCCUGGAGAUGCUGACGAAGGACUCGUCGUCGUCUCCCAACAGCCCCGGCGAGCGCAGCGACAAGGUGUACACCUGCGCCGCCUGCCCCUUCCUCACGCACUACCCCAACCACCUGGCGCGGCACAUGAAGACUCACAGCGGCGAGAAGCCGUACAAGUGCCCGCAGUGCGACUACGCCUCGGCGCACUUCGACAACCUCAAGCGCCACCACCGGGUGCACACGGGCGAGAAGCCCUACAAGUGCCACCUGUGCGACUACGCCUGCGGCAACCUGGCCAACCUCAAGCGGCACCAGCGCGUGCACUCGGGCGCCAAGCCCUUCCAGUGCGCCGUGUGCAGCUACAGCUGCAACCAGAGCAUGAACCUGAAGCGGCACAUGCUGCGGCACACCGGCGAGAAGCCCUACAAGUGCCAGGAGUGCGGCUACACCACCGGCCACUGGGACAACUACAAGAGGCACCAGAAGAAGCACGGCCUGGCCACCGACGGCUGGGUCAAGGUCCCCAUGACCGGGCACGGCGAGGCCGAGGCGCCCAGGAAGCGCAUGGAGGCCGGCGCUCAGACGAACAGGAAGGAGGCGGGCGUCGAUAUGCAGUACAUGCCCCGCGAGGGAGGCCAGACGAUACACUCCUGCUACAAACUUGAGAUCGCAUAAAUUAUAACUCAGCAAACCUAAGCUACCAGCAAGUUGUCGUUCGAUUUCUACAGAGCCUUUAUAUCUCUCUGUAUGUGUCAGUCGGUCAGUGUCUUGUCAAACGUCCUCCGAGGCUGCUAUUCGUUCCGUUUCUUUGUAGAAUAUCGCACAAUAGAUAAAGAGUCCUCUUUAGAAUACUUUGAUGCCUUUUGGGAAGAAGGGAAGGGGGGGUGGGAGGUCUGUUUCGACUUUGUUCGUCUUCUCCUGUGUUUUCGUGUCGGCUCCGGACUGCAGAAGUCCUUUCACUGUUCCCUGUGUGUUCGCCCAUGCUCUGUCGUCGAGGACGGUUCCCUCUCUGGCUCCCACACACACCUGUACACUACCAAAUAAUUCUUCUCACAUGGAACUGAUGCACAUGUUUGCCUGGAUUAUUUCUGCACUGUUGUUUUAAAUCCUUUCCGAGAUCAUUCAUCAAAACCGAAUGGUAUUCUCGGCGCUGUGUGGUGGUGUGGGGUUUAACACUCUGGCCUCACAGUGAGAAAGUCCCUUCUUUUAAGUUUUGAUGUGGAGUUUGCAUGUUCUCUGGAUGAGCUCGCUCCCAUUUCCUCCCGCAGUCAAAAAUCACACAUCUGAGGCUACAUAGUGGCUCUAAUUUACCUGUAGGUGUAAAGAAUUUCAUUUGGAUUGAGCCUUUGGGUUGUUCUAACAUGAAAUUUGACUUCAAACCUGACUUUAUUCAACACAGUGCAGCUUCGUGGUUUGUUUCUGGGUCCAAGCUUGGGUACGGACAUGCCUUCAUAUCGCCGCGAUAAUGUAUGUUCCUCUAUCUAAGUGCUAUUUCGUCGUCCUGGAAUGGCCUUCGCAGAGAAUUCAUUCAGAUUAUUGGGUUGCGUCAUUGUCACUGAACAUGUUUUUCUCCAUGGUCACAGUUUCCAACCCCUCAGGAUUAAUGAAGUAUCUUUUUUGAAACGAAAAACAGUUACUAUAACAAUAAAACUGCAUGUAGAACCGUUUGGUAAGUUCUAUUCCGACUUAAAAAAAAAAA